Messenger RNA from Diachasmimorpha longicaudata, 1550 nucleotides. RefSeq names its product putative odorant receptor 98b. The record is from RefSeq and is a predicted model, not a curated record. NCBI's taxonomy places the organism in Eukaryota, Metazoa, Arthropoda, Insecta, Hymenoptera, Braconidae. The transcript is spliced from 4 exons. Gene Ontology annotation, molecular function: olfactory receptor activity; odorant binding. Gene Ontology annotation, cellular component: plasma membrane. Bases 272 to 1549 code for a protein of 425 amino acids. Gene Ontology annotation, biological process: sensory perception of smell; detection of chemical stimulus involved in sensory perception of smell.
AACCAACUUCUUUGAUUCACCGAUUCUUAUGUUUAUGACAUCACGAUCGAUGAAAUCACCGUAGGGUCUAGAGUCGCAUGAUUGCCAGCCCCUUUCCCUGAGCGGCCCUUCCAAAAUGUCCUCCCCUGAUUUAUUGAUGUACAAAUCGACCACCCACUUCCGUCCGACCAUUGAUUGUUGUCUAUCACUGCAGAGUCCCCAUAUCCUCCUCUACAGUCAUCAGCAACAAUUUGUUGCCUCGUGAAUUGAGCCAGCAAUUUUUCGUGUAAUAAUGUCUGCGAAUUCAAAAUUGUCCGAGUACGUAGAAUUUCGCAGAAUCACGAGAGCACUUCUCUUUCCCACCGGUCUCUGGUUGUCUGGGAAUACGGGUUCACUGUACAGUUAUCUACCCCUUAUCUCGAUGAUUGUUUCAUCUAUCACGGGAUUCGGUAUCUUGAUGUUUACGACACAUCACAUAACGCGAGUGACUGUCGUAGUGAGGGGCAUGAGCAUUGGAACAAGUUUUUUGAGCGUGAUCUUGAAGAUAAUUUGUAUUAUUAGUCAACGUGAACGUGGAACUCGAGUCCAUCAAAUCCUGGACAACUACUGCUCUGCAGCUCUCAGAGAUGAACGAAUGAGUAAGAUUAUGUUGAAUGGUAUCACCAGUGUUCGUCGAAUAUGUUUCAUAGUGGUUUUUACUGUUGGUUUUGGGGUCGUUAUGUUCAUUCUCACACCAACAAUGAGUAUCAUAAACCAGAAACGUAACGGGGUCCAACCGGUCAAGUGUUCUUUGAUGUAUCCUGGACUGUACCCUUGGGAUAACUCCGAAAACGGAAUUGUUUGCCAAAUUCACUUUGUCAUCGAACUAUUGGCAUCAUUAAGUAUGUUCUGUAUUACAUGUGGGGUAGAUAGCCUCUUUGCUCUGUACAUCUUCCAAAUAACAGGACAACUCCGAAUAAUGUCACAUCGUCUGACGUCUUUCAGCGAGAAGGAAAAUAUUGAAAUCGUGAUCAGGGAGUGUUUACAACAAUACAAAGUUUUACUCAGGUGUCGGGAUUCUAUAGAAGAUAUUUUUGGACCUCUCGUGGUUUGGAUGAUGGGGACAAAUGCUGUCGUUCUAUGUGCAUUGAUGUUUCAAUUGUCUCAAAUGACAAGCAUCUCGAUAGUACGAGGAAUUGCUAUCAUCAAUUAUCUGGUGAUGAAAACGGUCCAAACGUAUAUUUACACCUGGUCCGGGACAGUCCUGAUAACAGAAAGUCAGAAGUACCAUGAAACAGUCUACAACAUCAAUUGGCUUGGAAGCAAGCCAAUCAUGUCAUCGAUCAUCAUUAUGCUCAGUCAAAGACCUAUUCACCUGAAACCCUUCGGGUUUUCAGUUAUAUCUGUGAAUAUUUUCAUCAUGGUUGGUGCACUUAAUGAAAGAUUACAGAACUCUUAUUUAUUCCUUUCGCUUUCCGCAGAUUCUCAAAACAACUGUCUCUUACUUUGGUUUGCUCAAUGCCAUGAACGAAAAAUCCAGGUAAACGUAUCCAUCAUCUUUGAAGUUCAGAAUUGUGUUCCGUUUAGAUGAA